GGAGAGACGGCAGGGACUGACGGACGUACGGACGUACGCACGCACGCACUCACGCCCGCCUUCUCCUACUCGUACCGGUCCGGCUGCUCCAGCGUAUACCCGCAGCGCUGUCCACCCGACCGAGAUGCUGCGAGUCUGUCAGUUAUCCGGAGUGACCUCCGCCGCCCAGAACUGUCUCUGUGGGAAGUUUAUCCUCCGUCCAUUACGACCAUGCCGUAGAUACUCCACUGCAGGCAGUUCCGGGUUGUCUCCUGGCAAAAUUGCUGGAGCUGGUCUUUUAUUUGUUGGUGGAGGUAUUGGUGGCACUAUCCUGUAUGCCAAAUGGGAUUCCCAUUUCCGGGAAAGUGUAGAGAAAACCAUACCUUACUCAGACAAACUCUUUGAAGUGGUUCUUGGUUCCCCACCUUAUAAUGUUCCAUUGUCAAAGAAGCCGAUUCAGGCUGGUCCACUAAAAAUCUCAAGUGUGUCAGAGGUAAUGAAAGAAUCUAAACAGCCUGCCUCACUGCUCCAAAAACAAAAGGGAGACACUCCAGCAACAACAGCAGGUGAUACACUGUCGGUCCCAGCCGGUGCGGUUCAGCAUGAGGAAUCUAUAAAAAGUGGUCACCCUCAAAUUGGUGAACGAAAACCCAAGCCUGCAACCUCAGAGGAAGCAUCUUCAGCUUCUGUAAGGGAGCGACCACCCGAAGAAGUUGCAGCUCGCCUUGCACAACAGGAAAAGCAAGAACAAGUUAAGCUUGAGUCUCUAGCCAAGAGCUUAGAAGAUGCUCUGAGCCAAACUGCCCGCAUCACUCAGCAGGCCACUGUAGCCCAGAAUGCGGCAGUCCAGGCCAUCAAUGCCCACUCCAACGUACUGAAAGCAGCUAUGGACAAUUCGGAGGUUGCAGGUGAGAAGAAGUCAGCCCAGUGGCGCACAGUGGAAGGUGCACUGAAGGAACGCAGAAAGGCAGUAGAUGAGGCUGCUGACGCCCUUCUCAAAGCCAAAGAAGAGUUAGAGAAGAUGAAAAGUGUAAUUGAAAAUGCAAAGAAAGAAGAGGUUGCUGGGGCCAAAUCUCAUAUAACUGCUGCAGAGGGAAAACUUCACAACAUGAUAGUUGAUCUGGAUAAUGUGGUCCAAAAGGUUCAAGCAGCUCAGUCUGAGGCUAAGGUUGUGUCUCAGUAUCAUGAACUUGUGGUCCAGGCCCGGGAUGACUUUAAGCGAGAGCUGGACAGUAUUACUCCAGAAGUCCUGCCAGGGUGGAAAGGGAUGACUGUUUCUGAUCUAGCUGACAAGCUGUCUACCGAUGAUCUAAACUCCCUGGUUGCUCAUGCGCAUCGUCGCAUUGACCAGCUGAACCGAGAGCUAGCAGAACAGAAGGCCAAAGAGAAACAGCACAUUGCAUUAGCGGUGGAAAAACAAAAGCUGGAAGAAAAGCGGGCCUUUGACUCUGCAGUGGCAAAAGCAUUAGAACAUCACAGGAGUGAGAUACAGGCUGAGCAAGACAAAAAGGUAGAGGAAGUCAGAGACGCCAUGGAGAACGAAAUGAGAACCCAGCUUCGCCGACAGGCUGCUGCCCACACUGAUCACUUGCGAGAUGUCCUCAGGGUACAGGAACAGGAACUGAAACAUGAAUUUGAACAGGAUCUGUCUGAGAAGCUCGCCGAGCAAGAAUUACAGUAUCGUCGGCUCAGUCAAGAGCAAGUUGACAACUUUACUCUGGAUAUAAACACUGCCUAUGCCAGACUGAGAGGAAUCGAGCAGGCUGUUCAGAGUCAUGCAGUUGCUGAAGAGGAGGCCAGAAAGGCCCACCAACUCUGGCUCUCAGUGGAGGCAUUAAAGUACAGCAUGAAGACAGCGUCUGCAGAUCGGCCCACUGUUCCGCUGGGUAGCGCAGUCGAGGCCAUCAGAGCCACCUGUUCUGACAGUGAAUUUGCCCAAGCUUUAACUGCCGCUAUCCCCCCAGAGUCCCUGACCCGUGGGGUAUACAGUGAAGAGACCCUUAGAGUCCGUUUCUAUGCAGUCCAAAAACUGGCCCGAAGGGUAGCGAUGAUUGAUGAAACCAGAAAUAGCUUAUACCAAUACUUCCUCUCCUACUUGCAGUCCCUGCUCCUUUUCCCGCCUCAGCAACUGAAGCCACCAGUGGAGCUCUGCCCUGAGGAUAUGAACACAUUUAAAUUACUGUCAUAUGCCUCCUAUUGCAUUGAGCAUGGUGAUCUGGAGCUGGCAGCAAAGUUUGUGAAUCAGCUGAAAGGAGAGUCCAGGCGAGUGGCGCAGGACUGGCUGAAGGAAGCCCGGAUGACUCUAGAAACUAAACAGAUAGUGGACAUCCUGACAGCAUAUGCUAGCGCUGUAGGAAUAGGAACCACUCAAGUGCAGCAAGAGUAAGGACUAGGAAGAGUUUGUAACAUCCUAGUUCAUGUCAAAGGAAAUCAGCAGUAAUAUGUAAAGGGUUUCAGCAGGGUGUCAGAAUUGUCUAGAAAGGGAGCAGAUUACAAAUUCUGUUCUAAAUGUUAACACCUGUUGCAUUUAUAUUAUUUUCACUUGCUAUCAUGUCAUUGAUCUCCAGGAGUACUUUCUUUGCAACUUGUGUAACAUUUUCCGUUUUUCAGGUUUUACUGAUCAGGCUUGUGAGCCAAUCAAAAUAAUAUUUGUGGUCCCUGUUACUGUUGAUUUUGCCUUUGGAGCAAACUGAAUAAAACAAAAAGAUGAAAA
Molecule: messenger RNA, 2692 nt
Organism: Pteronotus mesoamericanus
Lineage: Eukaryota; Metazoa; Chordata; Mammalia; Chiroptera; Mormoopidae
Gene: IMMT
Product: inner membrane mitochondrial protein
Exons: 15
Coding region: 125-2365 (746 amino acids)
Biological process (GO): cristae formation
Cellular component (GO): MICOS complex
Source: RefSeq, a predicted model, not a curated record